GGCAGCUGGGGCCGUGCCCGCAUGAGCGCCCCGGCUAAUUCAAUGGCCAUUGUCCACCGGCCUCUUUGUUCGAGGGCGGCCGCUUCCUGCAGACCGCGCGGGGUCGGGCACCGGAAACCCCGGCGCGGAGGCCACCCCGGCCCGGUCCUGACCUGGCUCUCUCGGCCGUGGCUGCUGGCGGGGAGAUGGCCGGGAUGUCCUCUCCCAGGGAGGCAACAGUGGGGCUGCGAUCAUGAGAUCGCGAGCUGGAGGAGGGACAGGGGCGUCCCGCGGGCUCCUCUCCAUCCUGACCCUGCCAGACAACACCUGCUCCCGCUGCUUACGGAGGAGCAGCCCGCGGGCUGGGGCAGAGAGGGAGGCGUCUUGUGUUCUCACCUACUGCCCGCCAAGGACAGGCCACCUCCUGGCCACACCUGGCCGCGGCCACCCCAGCCCAGCACUCUGGCGGUCUCGGAUGAUCCUCGCCCACAGCUUGGAGGGGCCUGUAGAACCCAUGGGAGAGGGGAUGGCCCGAGGCAUCUCACCCUGGCACCCAAGGCCACCCAGCGGCAGGGCAGGAUGUCACAUGCCCUGGUGCCUUCUGCCUGACAGCCCUCCCUGGUGGGAAGCAGAGUGUCACAGGGCCUCACAGGACCCUGUUCGAGGAGUUGGUCACCGAGGGUUUGCACGUGUGGGUGAAGCUGGCAGGGGACAGCCAGGCAACCCAGAAGUGACGUGUGGCUGGACUGCCAAGGCUAGCCACUACCCAGACCCACAGUUGCUGUGUACCCUAUGCUGGACUGUUGAACAGGCCACGUCACUACUGCCACCGCUGCCACUGUGCCUGUCCCACUGUUGCUGCCCCUACCACUGCCAAGGACACCAGGAGCUGUACAGAUGUGACCUCUUUCUCCUGCCCAGGCUCCCACAGCAGAGCCCAUGAGAGGCGAGCCAGAGAGGGGCCUGGGACGGGGUUACAGGAAGGGACAGAGUGGGCCUGAGGCUUCCACUGGUUCCUCCUGACAGCCCAGUGAGGCUCAGCAAGAUCUGAUCCCUUCCCCUUGUCCACCGUCUUCCUGGUUCACUGUUUCAACCGGUGGGUCCUCCCUGGGGCCAAGGGAUUUGUGCCACCCACAAGGCAGCCCAGUCACAACCCAGCCCACUACCUUCACCUCUCUGUCCAGCUCUGGCGGCCCACCCUCCUCCCUCACCUGCCCCAAGGCUCUGGCCACAGCUCCUCCUUUCUCCCUUCCUGGAGGGACUCCCCACCCCCAUCCUGCUCACAGAGGUCAAGAUCAAGAGCCGAGCUCCAUGUGGCCACUGUGAUGGGGCUCUGCUCAGACCCCGCGGUGCCUCCAGGGAAUGCUGCUGCUCCCCCCCCUUCCUCCUCUCCUUUCCAGGCCCCUCACCCUGUGUCCUAGGCUUGCCCUGCUCCUCUGUCUCUUCUGCAUAGGACUGUGAUGUUCUUGAGAAAGGAGUCAGAGUUGGGCCGUGUCCUAGUACACACCGAGGGGUGGGGGACAUCACUGCCACCUGUGGACACAGCUGCAGCUGGGAGCACUGAAGGUCUGUCCUGGCUGGCAACACCCUCUUCCCCGUAAGUGGGGUGUGGGUGUCAGGCUCUGUCCUCCUACUUAUGGAGCCUGUGGGGCCCUCAAGACCCCUUAACGGGGAGGGACUGUCCCCUCGUGCAGGUCAGGGGUCCCUGGGACCACAUCCCACAGGUGCCUAUGUGGCUGGCUGCAGUCCUGUGUGGCGGUCAUCGCUGUCACCUCCCUGCCUCAUGUCCAGGGAAACUUAGAUCCCUUCUUGUGGCCCUUUCUCUCCUGCCUUCACCAGGGUUCUGGCUGUCCAAGGAACUGUGCUACUCAGGAGAGAGGGACUUUCUGUCCCCGGGGAAGCUCUGGCCACUGCUCUGCACAAAUGUCACCAGUUGGCCCUGGGCCUCCUCCUCCAGGAAGCCCCGUGCUAUCAGCCGGCCCAGGACACCCAUGCUCAGGCAUGGGUGGGAGCUGACACCAAGGAGGGCAGGCUGCCCCAGGGAUGCCAGGCUCACAGGACCAGCUCUGCAGGAGGUCUGCGUGAGUCACCCCCAGGCACAGGCACAAACGCAGGAAACUGCCAUUCUGCUCUACUCUAUUUUCUCCCACACAGGGAAAGUCGGUCACACGAAGGCAUUGUUCCCGGCCAGUGCCUUCCUGGUGGGCUCCUCUGUGCACUGGCCUUGCACUGAACUGCUUUCCCUGGAGACCCAGGGGCGCCUGGAAGUGAGGAAUGUGGGUCUGGUGCAGCUACCAGCCCUGUUGACACCAGCACAGCUACCAGCAGGUGCGCACCAGGAGCCUGGUGAGGCCAGGGUUGAGGUUCCCAGUCUUGCCCGGGCAGGGUCAUACCCACUGGUGGCCCAUGGCUGCCCUGGGCCCACUCCCAGCCCCAGCAAGGCCUGCAGACCCCAGGCCUGGCCUGGGGAGACGCUACCACAGCUGGGAGCAGGCCUGCCCAUGUGGUGAAGGGCACACAACCCUUUCAUGACCAUCGUGCCCCACUGGGGAUGUGGUCAGAGUGUGGAGGUCCUGCCCUGCAGUGAGUGACAAGUACCAGGCAACCUGGACAGGCCUACCAGGGGUCAGUCAUACAGCUGGCACCCCAGGCCUUAGCACAAUGCAGGAUGGCCAAGUGGACCAGGUGGGAGUCCCCUCUCUCCCCACUCUCCAGGCUGCUGGGAGCCUGGGCAUGCCACCAUCUUCACCUGGGCCUGGGUGGGGAACAGUGUAUCUGCUAUUGGUGCCCAGGACUGGGAGGGGGGCCCAAGGGCGGAGAGCGCAGUGGCACAGGAGGGUGCAGGCAGGACUUGCCUACAGUGCAGGUGUGAGCCCACCUGAGACCUGGAAGUCUGGAGUGGGGGUGAAGAGUGAACUGCUCGACCCAACCCGGGGUCUCGGGUUCCCACAGAGCACACCAGGAAGUCCGCAACAGAGGAGCCCAGCAUCCUGCUCACGCUCCCCAGAGGAGGGCAGAUGCCUGGGAGAGGGAGUCUGAGGGACCCUCAGGUCAGAGGCCCAGGCCUCCCAUGGGAAGGGCCCAGGGCCAGGAGAUGGUGUGGUUGUGGCAAAGGCUCUGCCCUCCCAGGUGUGAGGCAGCGCAUGCCUCAGGCUCCCCAUCUCCCUGGGCUCUGCCUGUGGGAUCCCCUAGCUUUCCUGCUCCCCUCUGCAGCCCAUGGCCAGGUCUGUCCCUGUCCCUUCUCGGGCCUGUGCUUGCAUCUGACUGUACAAUGCGCCCUUCCAUGUGCAGAUACUUUCUGCCUCACAUUUGCCUCAAUUUUUAAAUUAUAGUAAAGUAGAUAUUACAUGAAACUUACCAUUUGAGCAUUUUAAAAGGUUUUUAAAAAAUUGAGAGUAUGUAUGGUGUGGUGGUACACGCCUGUGAUCCCUGUACUUGGGAGGCUGAAACAGGAGGAUUACAACUUUGAGGCCAGCCUGGGCUUGUAAGGAGUCCCUGUCUCAAAAACCAAAAACAUGACAUCAAAAGAGUAGUGUUUGCCAUGGCAAAAUUACAGCAGUAUCAAGUGGUCCACAAUGAAAAGCAAGGCUCCUCAGCCAGAGUCAACCCUGGCAAGCGUUCUUGUGUUCUUUUAUUACACUGAAUUAUGCAAAACCAUCUGCCAUCAGGAUCCUCUUUAAGUGAACAGUUCCAUGGCACUGGUACACUCUCAUCAUGAAACCAUCAACAUCGCCCACCUCUGUGAGGUCCACCAUCCCACAAGAGACUGCCCAUACAUAAGCCCCACUGCACACCCCUCACUGGGUUCACGCGCUCUCCGCAGACCUGACCCCAGGGACCCCCUGCGAGUGCAGGUGUCAGCCUCUGCCCUUCUGCGACAGGUUUCUUCCACUCCCUGUGACAUCCUCUAUCUUCAUCACCUUGUAACAGGGCAAAAUCCUUUUUCAUUUGGUUUUUGAGACAGGGUCUUGAGAUGUUGCCCAGGCCAGACGUGAACUUCAGUUCUCCUGCGUCGGCUUCUUGAGUACCUGGUGUGAUAGAUGUGCAUGCUCAGGACGCCAUACCUGGCAGUUUUCUUCCUUUUUCAGGCUGAGUACUCUCCAUGGAUGGGCAGAUCACCUUUUUCAUCCAUUCACUGUCCACAGAUGCUUCAUUCUUUUGCUGUAUGGAAGCUUUAAAUCGGAUGAAGUCUAGUUGGUGUCUUUUUUCUUUAGUUGUCUGUGUUUUUGGUGUCAUAUACAAAAAAUCACUGCCAAAUCCAAUGUCACAAAGCUUUUGCCUAUGUUUUCUUCUAAGCUUUACAGCUUAGCUCUUACGCUGGAUCUUUGAUGUGCUCUGAGUUAAUUUUGUGUUUGGUGUCUGGCAAGAUCUAACUUUACUCCUCUGGAUAUAGAUAUCCAGUGUUCCCCAAGACACCUCAGUCAGUCCCUACAAACAAGCCCAUGCCUCCACCCCAUCUGUCCUUGCUGAGGUGCCCCCUCCCAGUGGCUCAGGCCAGGAGCUCCGGGAGGCACCCCAGUUCUCUCGUGUCCUUCAAAUUCACUCGUGUUGGAUCCAGCCAGGUCUUCCUGCAGUGGUGCAGUAAGUGUCAGGACACCAUGUUCCUCAGGGUGUCUGUGCUCGUGAACUCUCUGUCUCUGGAGUCUCUAUCCCUUGGUGGCCAAAGCCACAGGAGUGACGGAGAUGCCCCCCCCCUCCUCCAGCUCCUCAAGUCUCUUUCGAAAAUCUGUUCAGAAAAAAUUUCAGACAUACAUAGGAGUAGACAGAAGCAUAAAACACUUCUCUGCACCUCGCUGCUAUCCACUUGAGGCGGCUCUGCCAUCUGCGCUCCCGAUCCUAGAUGUCACCUCCUACUUUAGCUUGCACCUCAAGCUCCUUUCUCAGAAAGAACAGUGAGGCAGCCACGACGCAGAUAGCAGCAGAGAACAACCGCUUCUCAGCACACUGGACGGCACCAAGUGCCACCUGGAGCCUCAGAAGGGCUGAGGUCCUCAUGUUGGCAGCCCUUUGCGUACUGCUCCAGACACAGCCUGCUCUCUCCCCACUGCAAACCAGAGCCUUGGAGGAACCCAGUGUGCACCUCUGCUGUGUAGGUCACUGGACACUGCCCAAAAGCGUCCUCCAGCCCAGUGCCACCAAGGGCCUGGUUCACCAGAGCACACGAACGCCCUUCCUCCAGCCCUUGCCCCACCCCUUACAGAGAAAGGAAGCUCUUCCCUGCCCCCAGACCCUCAGGACACCGGGCCUUGUCCUGGCUGUGGUGCCACCUCCUGUUGUGUGCUUACUGGGUGUUCCCAUCCUUAGUCCUGUAACCUGUGGGUCUGGGACUUCACAUGGCAAAGACCCUGAGAUUGGAGACAACCUAGGGCUCUCAGGGGUCCUAAGUGUAUCCUAGGUGUCCUGAGGAGGCAGGACGGCAGCGGAGAAGCUGAGGGGACAGAAGCCAUCAGAGAGCAGACACGGCCACUUUGAAGACAGGGAGGGGACACACCAGAAGUGGGGCACCCUAGAAGCUGAGAAGGACUAAGCUUCUGACCUACCGGACCUGUUACGUGACAUCCAGGGCUGGGCCCUAAGUCGGGCAGCACGGUUUGGCCAGGGGAUGUAGGCUGGGGGGAGAACCCGUGAGCCCCCACAUGGCCCAAAGUAGUUGCAAGAAGACCAUGUGCAGCAAGGAGGCCAGCACCACUGCUCCAGCGUCCACCGGCAGACCAGACAGGGAGCAGAGCCGUCCUGAGUGCCCACCUGGCUUAGCCCAGCAGCCACUGUCCCAACACCGACACCCAGCGGGGCGGCCGGGCUGAGCCGGCCACCAGCAGAUGAACGAGACGCUCACCACGGCCUUCCGGUCAGCAAGCUCUGGGGCGCUGUUACAGAGCAGGAAGGUCACUCCAGGUCACAGGCAGAGCAGCAGCUGUGGCGGCCGGGAGGGAGGGCGGCUUCUCCCACGCGGGUUGGUGGGCUCCUCCCCACCUGGAGGACCGAGGGCAGCAGGGCGAUACCAACUGACUGGCACAGACGCCUGCACCGCACUGCGCUCCCCACCACCCUGGCCGGUAGGAUCUCCGCGCAGAGGCUUUGCGAGCCCCACAGGACCCGGCCGGCUCACUUGGGCCCAACUCCCUGGAGCUCCACCUGCGCUCCGCCCCUUGAGCAUCACGCAUGCCCAGACCGCGGUCACGCAUGCGCAGCCAGCUGCUGCUGGGCCGCCUCACGCCACCAUGGAAUGCUUGGAGGGCUCGGCUGUCGGCCCCUGCGCUGGUUCCGUCUACCUGCGGCCGCUCCGGCUGCACUACCGUCAGCCCUGGUCACGCACCUCCCUACCUGUCCCCGGCCUGGCCACCCUGUUCAUGCCAGCUCAUGGCCUGCAGCUGCUUCCUGCGGGCCCGUCAGAAGAGCCUCCUUCCUGCUUCCACAGCACAUCCCCCGGAACCCCAGGGAGUCCAGGCUCUGGCGCCCCUGUCUGCCCUUGCACGAACCCAUCGCUGACCAUCACCUCCAGACUCUCAGUGGAGAGGCCCCUCUGCCUGCCUCCCCUCCCGUGGUGCUCCUACUGCUUGCUGCGGAGGAUGGGCCAUCGAGGGCAGUGUGAGCCCAGGCGAAUAGGCACUGAGGGCCGUGCGGGCCUGGAGGAGUGGACGGGACCAGCUGGGGGACAGCGUGGGGAUGCGGGUUGCUGCCAUUUUCUGUAUUGCUGGGCCUGGGCCAGGGCCAGGAAGCCGGUGGCAUGGGAUGGCUGACUGUGGCUUCCCUGCCCACUGGUGGGCAGGUGGGCAGGUGGGCAGGUGAGCCAGGCAGAGACCUGUGGGGCUGGGACUGCUGCUCCCUCUGCCUCCCAGUUGGCUUUGCAGCUGUGGUGGGCAGCCCACUGGCACAUUUCCACAGAGAGUGCUGAUGACCGGAGCUAUGCUGAGUGGGGCGGGUGUGGACAUGGCCUGGGGGGCCCAGGACGCUGGGCUGGACAAGCUUUACCACUGGGGUGGGGGUGCAGCUGCACCCCUUGGCUGCUUGUAGUACCUGGUCUGGAGAGGCCUGGUCCCGGGCAUUCGGGGUAGGUGGAGGGGACCCUGGUGGCCCUGAGCAGCAUGGGGCAGGGGCACUCUGGCCUGUCCCUGCCUCCCAGGGCCUCUCCCUGAGCCUAACAAGGUUUUGAUCUUGAGCUGGGAGGGUCCCUGAGUCCUACCUGAGCAGCCGUGUGACCUAGGGCAGCCCAGCCUACGUAGACUUCCCAAGGGCCUCCCCUGGAGUCGCCCAGUGGGUGGCAGCCCCCCAGGUGGUAAGUCAGCAGGCAGGCCCAGGCUCGCCUCUGCUUCUCUGAGUGGUGUUGCAACGGCCUCUCAGACAGCUGGACCUGGCAGGCCAUUGCCCCCACCUUGGAAACUAGGACGCCUCUGCCUCAGGCCACGCUCAGGCCAAUGUCCUCUGGGCCUCACCCCCAGGUUCCUGCUGGGAGCCCCUUCACCACUCAGCAAAGCCUCCAGGAAGUCCUCAGGGGCUGUUCCUGAGUGGCAGGUGGGCCAUGUUGACUGGGUUGGGUGCGAUGGCAGUGUCCAGGUCCAGUGCCAUCUGCUCAGACCCCUGGGAGAUGUGACCACUGCCUUCAGCCCAGGUAGAGCCUGUUCUGCUCCAUGGUAUCCAGCCAGCAGGGUGCUGGCUCCUCACAGUUAGAGCUUGUUGCUGUCAGCCUGGGUCCUCCAUGGGCCCAAGCCCUGUCCCAGCUCAUGUCACUGAGUGCUCUUGGACACUGGGAAUGCAACCACAGAAAGUGUGGGGACAGCCCUGGCCAUGACUGUGGAUUGACCAACCCUGCGGUGUGAACCAGGCCAGCUGCCCCUGGUGCUGCUGCCACUCAGGAGGCUGGCCGAUCCCUCCUGCCUGCCUGUGUCCCUCGUCCAGGGCCCAUGUGUGUUCUAGUGGUGAGCACCUGAGUUGGGUUUUGCCACUUGGGACCCUCCCUAGACUGCCAGUGAGGCUGGCACUGUGCUACCCCUUCCUGUGCCCUCCAUGGCCUCUCCCAUACUUGGUGACACCAUGCAUCUCUGUGCAGCCCCCAUGCUCACGGGCCCUUGCUGCCCUUGCCUAGGUUCUCUGCCUCCCCUUUGGGUCCACCUUGGCCUGCAUGCCCAGCCCCUGACCUGCCCAGGCCCUGGCUCCAGCCCCUGAGGGGAGCUCCUGUUGGGCAGCGGGUCUGUGUGGCCUCCACCAUGCUGGCAAUACUGUGCCUUGCUGACUGCCACUCUGCCUCUUUCAGAAUGGCACCCAGAAGUCCUGGGACUUCAUGAAGACGCAUGACAGGUGAGGGCCUGCCCUGGCUGCUGGGACCCAUGGGGACCCUGGAGCCUGAGGCAUGGGCCCCGCUUCUGCCCUGUUUCUGCUCCUUCAUGGCCUUUGCUCUUCCCCUCUCCAGCCCAGCCUCUGGUUUUCCUGUCUCAAGAGGUCAGGCUAAGGCCUGACAGCUGCCCCGCUGUGAGGCUCAAGGGGCCGCCCUGGGGUACUUGCCCUUGGCAUCAGGGUGUGGCUGUGGGCACCUGGCCAUCAGGGGCAAGUGCCUGUCAGCUGCCUGCUCACCACCCACCCCCACUUUCUGGAACACAAUAGCCGCGGGGCCCAGCCUGGCUUCGUCCCUCGCCAGCUCUGGCCCUGCCUGGCCCCGUCCUCCCUGUCUGAGUGAGGGCUGGACCUUCCUGGGGGGAGGUGGGGGGAGCAAGUUGGAAAUAGGGCCCCUACUGAGCCCCCGCCCCACAGUGUGGCCAUCCUCCUGUUCAACUCUUCGCAGAGGAGCCUGGUGUUGGUGAGGCAAUUCUGGCCAGGUGAGGCCCUCAGGUGGGGUGUGGGGGGCCAAGGGUCUGAAAGUGAAUGUGGAGAGGGUCCCCAGGGGAAACAGCCUGGUGAGGUAUGUGGCUCUGAGCAGGUCUCGAGGAGGUGACCACCACACGGCCAUGUUCCCCAUCCAGCUGUGUAUUCGAGCGAAGUGGAACGCUGCUUUCCAGGGUCUCUGGUGGCCGUGGCCCAGGAUGGUCCCCUGGAGCUGCUACCAGCCCUACCUGGCUCUGCAGGGGUGACAGUGGAGCUGUGCGCCGGCCUCGUGGACCAGCCUGGGCUUUCCCUGGAGCAGGUAGCCUGCAAGGAGGCCUGGGAGGAG
Heterocephalus glaber (naked mole-rat) is the source of this 9121-nucleotide messenger RNA. The record is from RefSeq and is a predicted model, not a curated record. Lineage: Eukaryota; Metazoa; Chordata; Mammalia; Rodentia; Bathyergidae.